UGUUUUUAUUAUCAGCUGUUCGUUGGGAUCUAUACUGCGGUGCUAUAAUUUACAUGGAACAGUUUCUAAAAGUAAAAAGAAACAUAAGAAUAAAACAUAUAGUCUGCACCUUUUCCUCGGAUUAAACAACCAAAGAUUUAUUUUUAACGAUUUAGACGUCGGAAAAUCUGUUGCUCUGUAAAGAAGCAGGUCUGGCUGAAGUUGUACUGCUGAGAUCUGCUCAUAACGUCCGUCAGAGUGAAGAAUUGAGUUGACCUUCAGAUAUUCAGUACAAGCACACUUGAUUGAUAACAAUGCUUCAGCGGCUCACAAACCUGCUCUUUGGAAGUGUAAAUGAAACAAUUGAGGAACCAGCUGUACCAAAACCAGGGUCACCAGAAGUGGAUGAGGAGGGUUGGCUACUGGUCAAUGCUGCCGAUGGAGAGGCAUCCCCUGAACCCAGUGAGGUGCAGUUCAAGGUAAUAGGAAACCGGUCCAGCACUGAGAAGUGUGCUGCCAGCCUGGUCAGUGAUGCAAGCAUUGUCGAACCAGAAGUCCCUAUUGCUCGAAGCAGUAGUCGAGUAUCUCAGCGGUUGGUCUCUCAGGCCGAAGCUCUGGUCAAAGUGUCACAGGUGGGCCGGAUCCAGCGGGCUCAGGCACGGUCCAACCGCCACAAUCUCAGCCGCAAUUGCAUUCAGCGGCAGAACCACAUUCAUCAGCGUCUUCCUCAACGCUACUCUCGCACACAUCACAUGAUCCUCCAUCAGCCUAGUCGUCGCAACUUUAGUCACUAAGAUGCAUAAAGUGUCAACAGGCAUCAUGCAAGCAAACAACAAAUAUGCAAAUACCUUGGUUCAAAAUAAAAGCACGAUAUGAAUAUUCUUGAACUUUAUAUAUAUAUA
Molecule: messenger RNA, 881 nt
Organism: Carassius gibelio (silver crucian carp)
Lineage: Eukaryota; Metazoa; Chordata; Actinopteri; Cypriniformes; Cyprinidae
Gene: tp53inp2a
Product: tumor protein p53 inducible nuclear protein 2
Exons: 4
Coding region: 294-773 (159 amino acids)
Biological process (GO): autophagosome assembly; positive regulation of DNA-templated transcription
Cellular component (GO): autophagosome; nucleus
Source: RefSeq, a predicted model, not a curated record